This is a messenger RNA of Corythoichthys intestinalis (scribbled pipefish), 2939 nucleotides long. Its product is annotated as chromosomal protein D1-like. Lineage: Eukaryota; Metazoa; Chordata; Actinopteri; Syngnathiformes; Syngnathidae. The transcript is spliced from 3 exons. The record is from RefSeq and is a predicted model, not a curated record. Gene Ontology annotation, biological process: regulation of DNA-templated transcription. Gene Ontology annotation, cellular component: nucleus. Gene Ontology annotation, molecular function: DNA binding; transcription coregulator activity. Bases 169 to 1482 code for a protein of 437 amino acids.
GGACGGACCACCGGAAGCGACAGCAAAUUUAUUACCGCCGUCACACCGAUAAUAUUUGGCGCAUUUUUUGGGAGCCCAAACCACGGUAUUUUCAUCCAAGAUUUUGAGACUUGUCAAUUUAGAAUCAUCUUUAUGAAAUUUUAAAGGUGGAACGCUUCUGCGAACGGCAUGGAAGACGAGCCGAAAGUGCUUGAGGAAGAGCAAAGCAACUUUCCAAGCCAACAGGAGUCGAGCGAAGAAAUUUCCGAGACUGUUGUGGUGAAAAGGGCCAGAGGAAGACCCAAAGGUUCCAAAUCACCCAGCCCUGGUUCCAAGAAAACUCUGAUUAGCACACCUGACGUAAACCUGAUGGAGCUCGUUUCGGGCAUUUCCAACAGCAGCCCAACUCUAGGCUUUGAGAACGAAGAUUAUACGCCCAAGAAGAGGGGGCGGCCAAAGGGCACCGGCACCAAGCGCGUGUCUGACAAUGGUACCGACAAGCCCAAAAGUGGGCGAGGGCGCCCCAAAGGAUCCGGCACCAAGCGCAAGGCAGAAAACGUCACGAGCGAAGACGAGAGCGAGGGCUCCUUUGUGAAGGCGCCGCGCAUUGAUGGCGAUAACUCUCCCAAUGGUAUCGCCGUCCCGCGCGGCAGAGGAAGACCGAGGAAGAGCAGCGCCGAGCGGCGCCCGCCGCCCUCUGCCGACGGCUCCAGGAGAGGCCGGGGCCGACCCAAAGGUUCCAUCAACAAGAAGCCGUCCGUGUCGUUGGCGAUCUUCCAAGCGAGCCGCCCGCGCAGAAAGCCGGUCGCGCCUUCACGGUUGGUCAUACGCCUCCCCGGGAAACGCAGCAAGCGGGGAAGACCUAGGAAGGUACCUCAAGGUAGGGGCCGGCCCAGGAAGUACCCUCUUCCGGAGGACUCCCCCAAAAAAACCUGGAAGCGCGUGGGGAGGCCUCGAAAAAAUCCUGUCACGGGGGAAGCCCUCGUCCGUCGGGGAAGAGGCCGCCCGCGCAAGUCGGACGUUGUCAAACGUCCUUACGACGGACCCCCGCGUAAAAGAGGCCGCCCCAGGAAGUACCCCUCCGGCACCCGGAAAGAUACGACCAAGCCCAAAGUGUGGAAGCCCCUCGGGAGGCCCAGGAAGUAUCCUCUAGUGGAACCCCCCGAGGGAGCACCCCCGCCGCCUCGUCGCACGCCCGGUCGGCCACGCAAGUCCCAGUCCAAGCGAGGCGCCCACCUACGCAACCCCGGCUCGUCGCCAUCGCCGGGACGCCCCAAGGUGACGCUGAACCCGGACGGCACGCCACGGAAAAGGGGUCGCCCCAAGAGCAUAGUCCGCAGCGAAGCUCAGCCGGACGACGCCCCCUACAACCAUUCCGACGCCGAUGCCACCACCCCGUUGGAGGAACGUGAGGACGGGGUGGAGGAGCAAGCCGACGACGCCCCCGUCUAUCAGAGGGAUGAGGAUGGCGACAUGGAACAAGAGGCCAUGGUCCAGGAGUGACAUCAAGUAUGCUAGCGGGCGCUUAAUGAACAAUCUAUCAUGGUCUUACUCUUGUAGGCAACAUUGUCGUCCGGUAAGUUAGAUGAGCUGCAACUGACUAACGGUCUUUUUCAUCACGUCUUACUAGAAACAUCUACUUUUUCCUUUUUUUUUUUUUUUUUUUUAAUGACUUAUUGGUCCGUUUUAGAUUUUGCUGGAAGAGUCUAGUUUUUAGCGUGACACCGCUUGAUUCAGGUGCUUCGCCUUCCUGGUAAUCAGGAAGAAUUAGAAUAGUGACAAAAAAAAUCACGUGUAGAAGUCUUUGUGAUCUUGGACUUUUUUAUUCCCCAGACGCCCACAACAAGUUGAUGCUACCAUACCGGUUAGCAUUGAUUUUAAGUAAACUGGGGGAAAUUACUAAAAAAUGCCCCCCACCCCAGCACACGUCUUGCUUUUAGCCCUUUGAUGACUGUAAAAGGUUGGUUGGUGUCGACACUUGGGGAAAAACAUUUAAAUGAUUUUUGUGAUUUUCAACUCUGUGUGCACACGAUCGCGAUAUAACACUUCGUAUUUUGUUGAAUUUAAAAACAACCAGCGCGUGUGCGCUAUUACUGGCUGAAGGCUGCCCUCUGCUGGCUAGCUUCUAUCUAUACUUGUGAAACUCAUCAGUCAACACUGAUAUAAAAAUACUGGCCUACGCAACUUUACAUAACUACCAACUUAGAAGACAAUUUCAAUAAUGACAGAAGUAGGACCACAAGAACAACAGCUUCAUGAGCGACUUGACAUGCCUUCAGCUGGUAAUGAUAAAAAAAAGAAAAGUAAAAAACCCCAUACUGUGUUAAAUGUUUAUGUGCUUUAUAUUUCUCCAUAGUUUUUUAGUCUGGUGGAUAACAUGAAAUGUAAUGCUUGAUAGUCAUGUUAUUGCCGUCUUCUUCAAUUUGGUUCUUUUGUUUUAAUCAAUAGCCAAAGCUUUGAAUGUACCUUUUUUUUUCUUUCUUUCUUUCUUUCUUUCUUUCUUUCUUUCUUUCUUUCUUUUUCUUUUUUCUUUUUUUUUUUUUUUUUUUUUUAAACCUAUGGGUUUUAGCCUCAUGUAUUGUUUAAAAAAAAUAGAGCUCUGUCUCAAAUGCCUUCCUGCCAUGAAGAUUUCCCUCUCUAUUUGGACUUGGCCCUCCUGAGCCUUUUGUUUGUUUUAUAGCCACAUUAGUGCUCUCUCUCACCUUCCUCAAUCCUUGACAUGUAGCCGUUAAAUAUUUUCAUGCUGUCUUGUUUUUAUUUGAAUUGUUUAUUGUUGGGUCACUUUUUUAAAAAACAUGAUAAAAAUGGCCAAUUGUUUCCCUAAACUCAUCUGUGUAAACAUUUUAAUGAGGAAAAAAAAAGGAAAAUGCAAUUGUAACCAUUGAAUAAAGUUAUUUGGAUUCUUUUGUUUUUGACAAGAAGCCAAUUUGUAAGAUAUGCUCUUGAAAUAAAAUGUUGAC